Messenger RNA from Auxenochlorella protothecoides, 684 nucleotides. RefSeq names its product Ribosomal RNA processing protein 36-like protein. Gene Ontology annotation, biological process: maturation of SSU-rRNA from tricistronic rRNA transcript (SSU-rRNA, 5.8S rRNA, LSU-rRNA). The record is from RefSeq and is a predicted model, not a curated record. The transcript is spliced from 2 exons. Bases 1 to 684 code for a protein of 227 amino acids. NCBI's taxonomy places the organism in Eukaryota, Viridiplantae, Chlorophyta, Trebouxiophyceae, Chlorellales, Chlorellaceae. Gene Ontology annotation, cellular component: 90S preribosome; nucleolus.
AUGCCCUGUUACCUCCACUCCUUCCAGGCGGAGGAGGAGGACGACGAGGUGCCGCUUGGGCAGCGCGCCGCCCAGCUGGCGGACGGCAGCACCGACCGCACCGCCAUGCGGGCCCGGGCGCGCACUACGCUGCGCGCGGGGCGCCAGCCCCGGGAGAACAAGCACCGGCCCUCGGAGGCCAGCAGCAAGCGCCCCGUGCCGGUGCUGCGGGAGAGCAUCCAGGGCCCCCGCGCCCAGGGCAAGGACCCACGCUUUGAGUCCCUGGCCGGGGGCGCCUUUGACGAGCGCCGCUUCAAGAGCCAGUACGCUUUCCUGUACGACGAGAAGCUGCCGGAGGAGCGCAAGGGCCUGCGCGCCGCGCUGAAGAAAGCCAAGGGCGCGGAGGCGCGGGCCGACCUGCAGGCGCGUCUGACCCGGGUGGAGCAAGCGCUGCGGGAGGAGAAUGCUCGGCGGUGGAAGCUCGACUUCAAGGCCAAGCUGAAGAGCAAGGAGCGGGCGGCAGUACAGGCGGGCAAGACGCCCUUCCACCUCAAGAAGUCGGAGCAGAAGCGACUGGAGCUGGUGGCCAAGUUUGAGGAGCUCAAGGCCAGCGGCCGGCUGGAGAAGUACAUGGAGAAGCGGAGGAAGAAGAAUGCAGCCAAGGACCACCGAUACCUGGUGGCGCCCAGGGCGCAGGCCCAGUAG